Molecule: messenger RNA, 3318 nt
Organism: Antechinus flavipes (yellow-footed antechinus)
Lineage: Eukaryota; Metazoa; Chordata; Mammalia; Dasyuromorphia; Dasyuridae
Biological process (GO): virion assembly; proteolysis
Molecular function (GO): nucleic acid binding; aspartic-type endopeptidase activity; RNA-DNA hybrid ribonuclease activity
Source: RefSeq, a predicted model, not a curated record
AUGGUGGGCUCAGAAGUGGUUCCUUUCUUAGUCUAUGUCCCCUUCUCUACAAAUGAUAUUUAUAACUGGAAAGCUCAAAAUCCCCCCUUUUCUGAAAAACCACAAGCCUUGAUUAACCUUCUUGAAUCUGUUUUCCAUACCCACCAGCCCACAUGGGAUGAUUGUCAGCAGCUCCUUACUACUCUCUUUACUACAGAGGAAAGAGAUAAGAUUAAAAGGGAAGCAAGGAAAGCUGUCCUGGGACCGGGUGGAGGGUCUGUAGAGGACCAUCGCGCUCAGGUAGAAGCUAGCUUUUCCUCCGAACGGCCCUCCUGGGAUCCUAAUUCCCAGCAAGGUCGUACUGCUCUUUCUGCUUAUCAUAGGUACCUUCUCCAAGGCCUUAAAUCAGCGGCAAGGAAACCUAUUAAUAUGACUAAGAUUUCUGAGGUUGUUCAGGGUGCACAGGAAUCCCCUGGAGCAUUUCUGGAGCGCUUAUAUGAGGCUUACCGUACCUAUAGCACUAUUGACCCAGAAGCUCCCGAGAACUAUAGAUCUGUGAAUAUUGCAUUUGUUAGUCAGUCUGCCCCAGAUAUACGUAGGAAAUUACAGAAGCAAGAAGGGUUCGAGGGUAUGAAUAUAUCUCAACUAGUCGAGAUAGCUCUGAAGGUCUUUAAUACCCGAGACACACCAGCUACGGCAGCAGGUAAAGAAUGCGCCAAGACAGUAGUGGCGGCCAUGAGAGAAGCAAACAAUUUCCCUAGGAGUACUUCCCAGUGUCCUCGUGGGCGGCAGCCGUUAGGCUCAAACCAGUGUGCCUAUUACCCCGGAGAACCUAGGGUAUGCUUACGGAUUGGGGGUCAACCUGUUGAAUUCUUGGUAGAUACUGGAGCUACCUACUCUGCUUUAACAAAACCUUUGGGCCCAUUAUCUCCAAAAUCUACCUCUAUACAAGGUGCUACUGGUAAAAUUGUUUCUUAUCCUUGGACUACUGAACGCACAGUCCAUCUAGGGCACGGCACAGUCACCCAUUCGUUUCUGGUCAUGCCAGACUGUCCUUAUCCCCUUCUGGGUAGGGACUUGCUUCAAAAGCUUCAGGCAACUAUUUCCUUUUCUGAGGACCAGGCUUCUCUAACCUUAAAUCCUCCAGAUCCUAAGCGUCUUCUUAUUACCCUACCUCUCCAAUUUGAACAUAUCUUAGUGGCUUCCCCUGCGUCGCCCUCUCCUGCUCCCUCCCCCCUUCUCACUCAGCUGCAAACCGAUUUUCCUCAGGUGUGGGCAGAGAAUAACCCUCCGGGUCUGGCUGCUCAUCAUGCACCGGUGGUUGUGCAGCUUCUAGCCACUGCCUCUCCUAUUUCUGUCAAGCAGUACCCUAUAUCAAGAGAAGCCCUUCUAGGUAUUUCUGUUCACAUUAAUCGAUUAAGGGAAGCUGGUAUCUUAAUAGCCUGUCAGUCUCCAUGGAACACGCCUCUGCUUCCAGUCAGAAAACCUGGAUCGUCGGACUUUCGUCCUGUUCAGGAUCUUAGGGAAGUUAACAGAAGGGUUGAAACUAUCCACCCAACUGUUCCAAAUCCCUAUACCCUACUCAGCUUGUUACCUCCUACUCAUACUAUAUAUACUGUUUUAGAUCUAAAGGAUGCCUUCUUUUCUAUACCCCUUGCGCCAGUCAGUCAGCCUCCCCAAGGGAAAUUUUCGGGGCAGCUUACUUGGACUAGGCUGCCACAGGGUUUUAAGAACUCUCCUACGUUGUUUGGAGAAGCUCUCCAUCUGGACCUCCAACUGUUUCGUAAGGAGCAUUCUUAUUGCUCUCUGGUCCAGUAUGUAGAUGAUCUUCUCAUUGCAGCCCCUGAUGAGUCCCUCUGCUUGCGGGCAACUCGUGCCCUUUUGCAGCUCCUUCAAUCCCUAGGCUACAGAGUUUCUGCUAAAAAGGCUCAGCUUUGCCUCCCUGAAGUGUCUUAUCUGGGCUAUGUUCUCAAAUCUGGCCACCGUUCCCUGUCUUCUGAACGUAUUCAGGCUAUCUUAUUAUCUAUUCCGGUCCCCACUACUAAAAAGCAGGUCAGGGAAUUCUUGGGAACAGCUGGAUACUGUAGAUUGUGGGUUCCCUCUUUUGCUGAGAUAGCAAAACCCCUUUAUUCUGCUACAACCGGACAGGGUCCCCUGGUGUGGGGCUCUGCUGAACAAUCUGCCUUUGAUCAUCUCAGGACCGCCCUUACUAAAGCUUCCGCCCUAGCUCUUCCCGAUGUCACAAAGCCCUUUCAUCUUUUUGUGGCGGAAGCUAGAGGUGUUGCAAAAGGUGUUCUAACUCAAACGCUUGGCCCCUGGCGUCACCCUGUUGCUUAUCUUUCUAAGCGCUUAGACUCAGUAGCUGCUGGGUGGCCCCCCUGCCUUAGGGCCAUAGCUGCGACUGCUCUCCUGGUAAAGGAAGCCGACAAGCUCUCCUUGGGCCAGUCUCUCUCUAUCUCUGCCCCUCACUCUGUUGAGGCUCUGCUCAGAUCUGCCCCUGACAAGUGGCUCUCUAACGCUCGCAUUCCCCACUAUCAGGCCCUGCUUCUCGAUCAUCCUCGCCUCACUUGUUCCAAAUCGUCCGCCCUGAACCCUGUCACCUUGUUCCCAGAUCCUGGUUCUGACCCGGCCCCUCUGCAUGACUGCUUCCAGCUCCUUGAGGAGUCCCAGUCAGCAAGGCCUGACCUUUCUGACACCCCGCUGAAAAACCCUGACCUGAUUCUUUUUACAGACGGGAGCAGUUUUGUUGUGGGAAACACCCGUGUUUCUGGGGCAGCAGUGGUGGACUAUCCCUCUCUCUCUACCCUGUGGUCUUCUUCCCUUCCCCCCGGAUCUUCUGCCCAGAAAGCAGAGAUUAUAGGGUUGAUUCAAGCUCUGUGCAUUGCAAAGGGCAAAUCAGCAAAUAUUUACACUGACAGCCGUUAUGCCUUUGCAACAGCGCACGUCCAUGCCUCUCUUUACAAAGAAAGGGGCCUGCUGACAUCCGCUGGGAGGGAAAUUAGGAAUAAGGCCGAGAUACUUUCCUUACUGGACUCUAUCUGGUUACCCCUCUCUGUUGCUAUUAUUCACUGUUCGGCUCACCAAUCUGGCGAGACCAUGGAAGCGGUGGGAAAUCGGGCUGCGGAUGCAGCGGCUCGGCGAGCCGCCACCUCCUCCCCCACUUCCUCCCUGCCUUUGGCAAUUGCUCCCCUUCCUCCCGUGCCUGUCUACACCCCUGCAGAAGAUUCUUUCGCGCCUUGCAGAAAACUCAGCAAGACAUCUCACACCUCAUCCGUGAGGCCUUUCCUGUCCCACUCACUGACCCGGUACAUCCAUUCCAGCCUGGAGAUGCAGUACUGA